This is a messenger RNA of Chrysoperla carnea, 1253 nucleotides long. RefSeq names its product larval cuticle protein LCP-30-like. The transcript has 4 exons. Bases 58 to 1212 code for a protein of 384 amino acids. NCBI's taxonomy places the organism in Eukaryota, Metazoa, Arthropoda, Insecta, Neuroptera, Chrysopidae. The record is from RefSeq and is a predicted model, not a curated record.
AAAAUGCCAGUUAAUUUUUUGUAGUUAAAAGUACCUCCCUAACCGAAGGCGGGUAUCAUGCGAUUAAUUAUUUUCCAAGUUCUACUUUUGGUUGGCAUUGCUAUAUGCCAAACCCAAAAGCCAUUCGCAUUUUCCUCAUUCGGUCGUCAAUCAAGUUCGAUAAACAGAGGGCGUUAUCAACCAGCGUUACGAACCACAACUUAUCGUCCAUACCGUACAAGUUCAUUUGGAAAUGUAGCCACCUCAAACAAACGUGUGGACAACAGUGGUCGUUACACUCCAGGUAACGAUGGAGGUCGUUAUAAGGCAGUAGCCGAUGGUCGUUACAAACCAGUAACCGAUGGUCGCUACAAACCCGUUACCGAUGGUCGCUACAAACCAGUAACCGAUGGUCGAUACAAACCCGUUACCGAUGGUCGCUACAAACCAGGAGCCGGUGGUCGUUACCAAGCAGGUGAUGCUGGUAAAUAUAAAUACACAGAUGCAAGUGGACGAUACAAGGAUUCAGGGCAUGGAAAAUAUAUUAAUGGCAAAUAUGUAGAUGGUCCAUAUGUUGAUGGAAAAUACGUUGGAGAUAAUUCAGGUUUUUAUGAUGGUAGCGACAAUCCUUAUCAGCAUAAAGAUGUUGGAGGUGGACAAUACAAAGGAGAAAAUGUUCCAUAUGAACCAUAUAAGGAUAAACAAUACCCAGGAGGUGCUUACAAAGGAGACAAAUCAGGAAGUGGAUAUCAAGGCAGUCAAACUCCUGAUCAAGGUGCGAAAGUUGAAUCCAACUCUGCUGUCUAUCGACCAUCAACAUCUGGUGUUGGAUUACCAGCCGCUGAUUCCAAAUACGUUGAUAGUGCAGGAUAUUCUACCUUAGGUGUACCUCAAGGUCUAGAAAAAUCCAAUGCUGAUGGCUUAUAUGAAAAAUAUAACUACGGUAUCGUUAUCAACAAUAAAGACAUCUCUCCAGAAGGCGAAUACCAUUACCAAUAUGAAACUGAAAAUAAAAUUUUUGGUGAAGAAAAGAGUGAAGUAGUUUCGGACCAGGAAGAACACAAAAGUGGAUAUUACAAAUAUACUGGACCAGAUAGUAAUGUGUACAUCGUUACCUACAAGGCUGGUGUUGAAGGUUUUGUCCCAGAAGGCAAACACAUUCCAACUGCACCCCCUAUACCAGAAUUAAUUCAACGGUCUUUAGAUUUAAAGCGGAAAAUGGGUUUAUUGUAGAAAAAUAUUCCUAGAAAAAAAUUCUGUAAUACAGAAUUUGC